UGUCUCCUCCCCACACCCUCAACCUGCAAACUCAAAUCUCCAGGCCCCCCCUACUCCCUCCGACUGCAUCCAGCCAUGAGGGGACUGCUGCUCCGGCUCUCCUUGCUCCUACUGCCGCUGCCCUGGGGCUUCCCUUCCGGCGGCCAGCCCAGGAAGAGCGGCUGCCCGAACCCCUGUCACUGCGAAGAGGAUGGCGUCCUGCUGCGGGUGGACUGCUCCGAUCUGGGCCUGGACUCGAUCCCUGCUAACCUCAGCACCUUCACUUCUUACCUAGAUCUCAGCAUGAACAAUAUUACUGAGCUGCUGCAGAAUGGCCUUUUCAACAUGUAUUUCCUUGAGGAGCUGCGUCUUGCAGGAAAUGACUUAACACACAUCCCCUUGGGAGCAUUUGCCGGUCUUUACAAUCUUAAAGUCCUCAUGUUACAGAACAACCGUUUGGGGGCAGUUCCUGAGGAGGCAUUACAGAACUUGCAAAGUCUCCAGUCACUGAGACUGGAUGCCAACCAUAUCUCUGUUGUGCCAUCAAACUGCUUCAAAGGGUUGGUCUCACUUAGACAUCUCUGGCUAGAUGACAACGCCCUGACAGAUAUUCCAGUCAAAGCUCUGAGCAGUUUACCUUGUCUACAAGCCAUGACCUUGGCCCUGAAUAGAAUUCCUCAUAUCCCAGACUAUGCAUUUCAGAAUCUUUCCAGUUUGGUUGUUCUGCAUCUCCAUAACAAUCAAAUCCACUCCCUGGGAAAGAGAUGUUUUGAUGGUCUCCACAGCCUAGAAACUUUAGAUUUGAACUACAACAAUCUGGAUGAAUUUCCUGUUGCGAUAAAGACACUAACAAAUCUUAAAGAGCUGGGCUUUCAUAGCAACAACAUUCGGUCAAUCCCUGAACAUGCAUUUGUUGGCAAUCCAUCUCUCCUAACAAUCCAUUUCUAUGAUAAUCCCAUCCAAUUCGUUGGAAAAUCUGCUUUUCAACACCUGCCUGAGUUACGCAUACUCUCCCUUAAUGGAGCAACCGAAAUAACUGAAUUUCCAGAUCUUACUGGCACCAUAAGUUUAGAAAGCCUGACUCUAACAGGAGCACGAAUUGCAUCUCUUCCAAGCACUGUUUGCAAACAGCUACCAAAUUUGCAAGUUUUAGAUCUGUCUUACAACUGGAUCCAGGAACUCCCGAGUUUCUUUGGUUGCCAGAAGCUUCAAAAGCUUGACCUGCAUCACAACAAAAUUUAUGAAAUUCAGCACGAUACUUUCCGCCAGCUCACUGCCCUACGAUCACUUGACCUUGGUUGGAACAAAAUUGAAUUUAUACAUCAAGAAUCAUUUAUUUCUUCACCAUCUUUAAUCAAACUUGACCUCACCUUCAAUCUUCUGUCAUCUCUUCCUGUAUCUGGACUAAAUGGAUUAACACAUCUCAAAAUAACUGGCAAUCAAGCUCUACAAGAUUUGUUACCUGUAGAAAACCUCCGGAACUUGAGGGUGUUAGAAAUGCCCUAUGCUUACCAAUGCUGUGCAUAUGGAUCUUGUGAAAAUUCCUACAAACUCACAAAUCAGUGGGAGAAAGUUGAGAACAACAGUGAGGAGGAAGCUCACAAACAGGAUGCUGGAAUGCUGUCUGGUCAAGAUGAUCAGGACACUGACGAUUUGCUAACAGACUUUGAAGAAGAUCCUAAAGUCCAUCAUUCUGUCCAAUGUGCUCCAGCUCCAGGACCCUUCAAGCCGUGUGAUCACCUGUUUGGUAGUUGGAUGAUACGACUUGGUGUAUGGAGCAUUGUUUUGCUCUCUCUUGUCUGCAAUGGUUUAGUCGCCACAACAGUUUUUGGAUCUCGGGCAUUUAUUGCCCCACCGAAACUUUUAAUAGGCCUCAUGUCACUCGUGAACGCUGUGAUGGGGGGUUAUAGUGGCAUUUUGGCAGUUGUGGAUCUGUGGACAUUAGGCAGAUUUGCAAAAUAUGGAGCAUGGUGGGAGAAUGGAGUUGGCUGUCAAGCUGCAGGUUUUCUGUCUGUAUUUGCUUCAGAGAUGUCCAUUUUCCUACUUACAGUUGCAGCAGUUGAACGCAGUCUAUGUGCAAAAUGUGAUAUAAAACAUGGAAAAUCUCUGGCUAGCGUCAAGAUAGCAGCUACAUUCUGUGCGAUUCUGGCAUCCGUAAUAGCAAUGCUUCCACUGUUCCAUAUUGGAAAUUAUGGGAUUUCUCCACUUUGUUUUCCUUUACCCUUUGGGGAACCUUCAACUUUAGGCUUUCUUGUGGCUUUAGUUUUGCUGAAUUCUCUUUGCUUCCUUGUAAUGACAAUAACCUACACAAAGCUUUACUGCCAUUUGGAAAAGGGAGACCUACACAGCCUUUGGGACUGCUCAAUGGUUAAACAUGUUGCCUGGCUACUCUUCACUAACUGUAUUCUAUACUGCCCUGUGGCUUUUCUGUCAUUUUCCUCCUUGCUGAAUCUCACAGUUAUUAGUCCGGAAGUAAUCAAGUCAAUCCUCCUCGUGAUUCUUCCAUUGCCAGGAUGCCUCAAUCCCUUGCUGUACAUUUUUUUUAACCCACAUUUCAAAGAUGAUCUUGUACUUCUGAGGAAGCAUGGCCGAUUAUGGAAGAAAUCAAAGCAGAGAAGUUUGGCCUCAAUAAAUUCAGAAGAUGCUGAGAAACAGUCUUGUGAUUCUACUCAAGAACUGGUGACACGCCCAGGAAGCAGAAAUGUCGCGUGCUGUGACUCAGUGAACAAUACUUCCAGACCACUGACUUACCAGAUGAUGGAAACUUGACAGCAGUCAUUUUUGUUCACCAUCAUUUAAAUGUCAAGGUAAAGGACCAUGGAAAGAAACUUCACGCCAGGUUGAACUGGUUGCUACAGAUAGUUUGAAACACUUUUGUUUUAAAUGGCACAUUUUUAUGCAUAAUGCCUCCCUUCCCACUGAAACAUUUACCCUGUGGCAGAGAAAUCAGAUUAUGUGAAAAAUCUUUACACUCCAGAAGAUCAGAAUAACUGCUACCUUCAUUGUUCCAGAAAGUUCUUCAGAUGUCACAUUGUCAACCAGCCACUGCAAUGAUUCAACCAAUAAGAACUUCAUAAAUACAAAUUUUAUUUGAAACUCAAGUUCAUAGAUGGGAAGUUUGAAAACUUUAUCAACAUAUGCACUAUAGUUCAAAACCUAAUGCACAGUUCUUGAAAUAGUGAAGAGCUUCCUUCAUGUAGUUCAUCUCACAGACCACUUUGAGUGUCAGUGACAUGAUUACGAGAUUACCUGUAAUACACAGAGCUAGAGAGAUUUUACAGCAUGGAAAAGGCCCAUCAUACCAUAUCCUAAAACUGCAUUCAAAUGUCAUAUGAUUUCCUUUAGACUCUGACUACAUUUGGUUUCAAAUGUAAUGACUGCAAUAGGUUUGCUGAACAUAUGCCUCUCACAGCAACACUUCCGAUCCACAUCGUCAAUUUACAUUUGUUCUGAAUGAUGCAUCUCAUUAAUUUUUACUGCUUUGUCCACAUACUUAACAUUUUAUUGGUUGAGAUAAUUCUAAUUAUUCAGACUUUGUCCAUUGAUGAAAGAAGUGUAGCCAUUCAACACCUCUCCCAAACUAUUUGAAUCAAUAAAGGAGAUGUGGUGGCUCAGUGGCUAGCACUGCUGCCUCCCAGCACCAGGGAUCAGGGUUCAAUUCCACUUUUGGGUGACUGUCCUUAUGGAGUUUGCACAUUCUCCCUGAAUCCGUGGAGUUUCUUCCAGGUGCUCUGGUUUCCUCCCAUAGUCCAAAGGUGUGCAGGUUAAGUGGAUUGGCUGUACUAAAUUGUCCUUGGUGUCUAAGGUUGUGCAGGCUAAAUGAGUUAGCCAUGGGAAAUGCAGGGUCAUGGUGUAAGAACAUAGAAUGUUACAGCAGAGUACAGGCACUUGGGUCUUCGAUGUUGUGCGACCCUGUCGAACCAAUCUGAAGCCCAUCUAUCUGACACCAUUCCAUUUUUAUCCAUAUGUUUAUCCAGUGAAAAGAUUAAUAAAGGAUUGAGUUGAAUAAACAAGGAUAUGAACCGCGAACAUUUGCAUCUUGUACAUUCAUCUACAGCGAGAAUCAUACCGUUAGACUAACAAGCCACCACCAGGAUAUGGUGGGAUCCUCUUUGGAGGGUUGGUAUGGAUUUGGUGGGUUGAAUGGCCUACUUCCAUACUGUAGGGAUUCUAUAAAAGAGAUAAACGUUCAUCUGUAACUCAUAAGAGUAUAGUGUGAUGAGCAAAUCAAUUCCCCUUACUCCACUGGUUCAACCUUUAAGUUCUUAAAUUAUCUGAUGUCACUAUGUAGAACAGUCAGUUAAAGGAUGGUUCACAUGGACAUAUGAUUCAACAGAUUCCUGAAUGCAUGUUACAUUAAAAAUAUCUGAUAACUGUUAACUAAAGUUCUGUUAGUGAUUUUAAUGCGUUAAUGUGCCAAACAUCAUUGUGUUCAAUCAUAUCUUAGGAUAGGGGAUAUAAACCUGGACCUUAAUUCACUGCCGCUUUGUUAUGACUUGACAUUGUAAAUUUGUCUUUGCUUAGUUAUUGAAGCUAUUACUUCAAUUUAUUUUUAAAUUCCUGGGUCACAAAAGAUUCCUGCUUAAGAUUAAUGACCCAUACAAAUCACAGAAUAGACUACAUAUUCAUUCCUGUAUCUACAUAAAUUAUGUACAAUAUGAUUAAUUAUGAGAUUCAUAUAUUUAGUAAAGAGAUCUGCACUUUUCAAAAACUAAAUUUAAGUAGUUUAGCAAUGGAUAUACACAAGAUUAUUGCAAUAAAUAUGUAUUAGAAAUUGUUUUAAAAUAAUAAUUAUGACAUAACUAAAAAAACUUGCAGUACAAUAAUCCUACAAAA
This is a messenger RNA of Hemiscyllium ocellatum (epaulette shark), 4815 nucleotides long. Its product is annotated as leucine-rich repeat-containing G-protein coupled receptor 5-like. The record is from RefSeq and is a predicted model, not a curated record. The transcript is spliced from 18 exons. Gene Ontology annotation, molecular function: protein binding; G protein-coupled receptor activity; protein-hormone receptor activity. Gene Ontology annotation, cellular component: membrane. Gene Ontology annotation, biological process: G protein-coupled receptor signaling pathway. Bases 76 to 2748 code for a protein of 890 amino acids. NCBI's taxonomy places the organism in Eukaryota, Metazoa, Chordata, Chondrichthyes, Orectolobiformes, Hemiscylliidae.